AAUUCCGCAACGUAGUAAUUAAAUUCUUCCGGACCAAACAGCUUUGCUUAACUUCGGACAGAACACAAUGAUCUCUCUCGUAUGCUGCCCAAGUCAUACCGAACAACCGAUAUGUGGAAUGUGGAUUGCUAAAACGGCAGCGUUUUCUGGUUACUUCAAUAUCAACGUCGAAUGAGGAAAACUUCCCAAAGAGCACAACAUAACAAAGCAUCUAUAAGAUCAGAAGCCGCGCGAGUUGACUCACCAAUCAUCUCUCCUCUUUCUCUCUCUCUCUUCGUUAUUAUUCAUUCAUAGAGUCCUUUUCGUAUUUUCACAUGAAACUUCACUUCUCAAUUCCUUUCGCUUUCACAUCCACGUCACACGUGUCGACUAAUCAUCGGACUCUCCGGCGAUGCCCCGCCGAUUAAACGACGGCGGUCGUGGUCGUUUCACCGCCACCGCUCUCCUUUUCAUCGGUCUGAUCUCGUGUCUCGUCGUCUACGCCGUCUUCUUCAACAUUCUCCGUCCCCGUCCCCGUCCCCACCAGGAUCAUACGCUCGACGAUUCCGCCGUCCGGUUCACGGACACGCGAGAUCGCGGGGGUGUAGAUGGCGGCGGCGGGUGUUGCGGCGGAGUCGCAAACCUGGAGCUGUGGGGUCCGGCGGUGAAGUGGGGGACGGAUUUCAAGUUUGAUUCGCCGGGUGAAUGUUGCAAGGCGUGUAAAGCUAUGCGCAGCGGUGACGAUGGGCCUUUCUUGUGCGAUACAUGGGUGUUCUGUGGAAACAAAGAGGCUUGCGGGCCCAAGUUUGGAGAGUGUUGGUUGAAGAAGCAGAAAGAUGUAUUGGUGCCUGAUCGACAGGAAGGUGGGCAGAAAGUUAUGUGGACAUCUGGGCUUAUUUUCGGACAAGGCCAGGGCAUUGUUGGUUUUGAGACAGAACACGGUGUACUUCAUGUCAAACUUCACCCUGAGUGCGCUCCUCACUCAGUGUACUACAUUCUUAGUUUGUUAACUCUGCGCCACUGCGCAGGCUGCCAGUUUCAUCGGGCAGAGAACCGUGGAUCAUAUUGGGACUCAGAAGGCAAUCAUGUAACCAAUGCUCGCUAUGGUCCACCAUACGCCAUGAUUCAAGGCAUACUCCAGCCCGAGGGAAACAUCUUCACGCCCAUCCCAACCGAGCACUGCCCAACCAUAACUCGUGGCUCUGUUGCAUGGGUCGGCUCAGGACCAGAAUUUUUCAUCAGUCUAGCGAACCACCACGAGUGGAAGCAAUCUUACACUGUAUUCGGAUCUGUUUUACCAGAGGACAUGGACGUUGCUGAGAGGAUUGCAGGUUUACCAACAAUAGCCGAUGUCUGGAGCAGCGUUAAUGUCUCUGUCCUGGAGAAACCAGUGUCGUUGACCGUACGGAGAAUGAAGUCGGGCCAAGAACAAGCAGAACCCGGUUCGUGAAGAACAAUGGAAAAAUCAACUCAGAAUAGUAUUGUUUAACUUUUCUUUUCUAAUUGUGCAUAAAAUAGUGAUGCUACGUAAAAAAAACUGAGAUUUUUUUUUUUUGCAUUUAAAUGGAAGUUUAUGGUUACUACUA
Messenger RNA from Raphanus sativus (radish), 1565 nucleotides. RefSeq lists its product as uncharacterized. Gene Ontology annotation, molecular function: peptidyl-prolyl cis-trans isomerase activity. Bases 392 to 1429 code for a protein of 345 amino acids. Lineage: Eukaryota; Viridiplantae; Streptophyta; Magnoliopsida; Brassicales; Brassicaceae. The record is from RefSeq and is a predicted model, not a curated record. The transcript has 5 exons. Gene Ontology annotation, biological process: protein peptidyl-prolyl isomerization.